Messenger RNA from Epinephelus lanceolatus (giant grouper), 4213 nucleotides. NCBI's taxonomy places the organism in Eukaryota, Metazoa, Chordata, Actinopteri, Perciformes, Serranidae. The record is from RefSeq and is a predicted model, not a curated record.
CCCGACUACAGGCGGAGGAGCCAGGAACAUGGCUGGUGUUUGUGUCCGUGUGUGAGAGUGUUUCUCUGGGUGUAAUGCAGCUGAACAGACCCGACACAGACUGCGGUAAGUUCGUCGGUACAUCGGGGGUCCGUCCAUCGGUGUGACCGCCUGUGAGCUCGGAGCAGAGGCGGGGAUGGAGCGGAGCGAGGAGGACGAGAAUGAGAGCAGCUCGUCCCAACAACACAACACGAUGUGGAAACAGUUUCAAGCCAAAGCCAAGCCGCUGCUCAGCCCCAAGCUGGGCUCCAGAGAGCCGGAGGAGAAGAAGGAGAGAGGCAUGUGGAUGUUCAAGAAGAUGAAGCGGAAGGAACACGUCGUCCUGGACCGGGUGAUCUCCUCCUCUCAGCCCGACCUGCUCUUCUCCUCUCAGGUGGAUGGAGACGCCAAGGAGGCUCAGGUCUGCGGCAAACCGCCCGGAGGCGGCUCCGGGCUCGGCCGGGAGAAGCUGCCGUCCUCCUCCAAGAAGCCCACGGUGGCUUACCUGGUGCAGUCCCACCACAAGAGCUCCUCGCUCGGGUCAGCGGGGUUGGAGAGGUUGGAGAGGCUGGCCGAGCCACCGGGCGGCAGCAGCGGCUGCAGCGGAGGAGGAGAGGCGGCAACAGCUGCAGCAGCGGCGGAGACACAGCUGGAGGAACAGCCGGGUAUGGGUGCUCCGUGCUCCUCUGGGGUCACAUCUGAGCGAGCCAUCCCCAGCCCAGGCAUGUACAAGCUGGAGAUUGAGCUGAAGAGAGGACACAAUCUGGCCGUCAGGGACAGAGGAGGCAGCAGUGAUCCUUAUGUGAAGUUCAAGCUCGCAGGUAAAGAGGUGUUCAGAAGCAAAAUCAUCCACAAAAACCUCAACCCAGUGUGGGAUGAGAAAACCACUUUGAUAAUGGAUUGUCUGAGCGACCCUUUGUAUAUAAAGGUGUUUGACUACGACUUCGGCCUUCAGGAUGACUUCAUGGGCUCUGCUUACCUCUACCUGGACUCUCUAGAGCAGCAGAGGACGAUACCUGUGACUCUGGUGCUGAAGGACCCUCAGCACCCUGACCAGGACCUGGGCUCUCUGGAGCUGGCUGUCACCCUGACACCUAAAGAAAGUCCCAUAGAGGAGCGGCGAGGCUCAACGCUGAGCGAGGUUAGGACGUAUCGCUGGAAGCCGUAUGUGAAUAAAACUAUGCUGCUCAGGAGGUCCUGGAAACGAUCCACUAAGCAGCAGCAGUCAAUGCGUCUCUCAGAGCUUCACCGGAAAUCACAGCUGUGGAGAGGGAUUGUCAGCAUCGCGCUGAUCGAAGGCCGGGACCUGAUCCCCAUGGACCCCAAUGGUCUGAGCGACCCGUACGUCAAGUUCAGACUGGGACCCCAGAAGUACAGGAGCAAGACGGUGCCAAAGACUCUGAGUCCACAGUGGAGGGAGCAGUUUGACCUUCACCUGUAUGAAGAGACCGGAGGAGUGUUGGAGAUCACAGUGUGGGACAGAGACACCGGGAGGAGAGACGACUUCAUUGGACGCUGCCAGUUGGACCUCUCCAAUCUGUCCAAGGAACAAACUCAUCGCUUGGAGCUGCAGCUGGAAGAGUCCAGGGGCAGCUUGGUGCUGCUGGUCACGCUGACUGCCUCUGCUCACGUCUCAAUUGCCGAUUUGUCCGUCACACCGCUGGAUGACCCGCAGGAGCGAAGGGAGAUACUCAAACGAUACGGUGUUUUAAAGUCAUUCUCUAAUUUGAAAGACGUGGGCAUCGUGCAGGUGAAGGUGAUGAGAGCGGAAGGACUCAUGGCUGCAGACGUAACCGGUAAGAGUGACCCAUUCUGUGUGUUGGAGCUGAAUAACGACCGACUACAGACUCAUACUGUUUACAAGAACCUGAAUCCAGAGUGGAACAAAGCCUUCACCUUUAACGUCAAAGACAUUCACUCGGUGUUGGAGGUGACGGUGUUUGACGAGGACAGAGACAGGAGUGCUGACUUCCUGGGAAAAGUGGCCAUCCCCUUAUUACAUAUCCGUAACGGUGAGCAGAAGAGCUACGUGCUGAAAAAUAAGGAGCUGACAGGACCAACUAAAGGAGUCAUUUACCUGGAGAUUGAUGUCAUCUUCAACACUGUUAAAGCUGCUUUGAGAACGGUCGUCCCCGCAGAGCAGAAAUACAUCGAGGAAGAACCUAAAGUCUCCAAGCAUUUGCUGCAGCAGAACUUUAACCGUGUGAAGAGGUGCAUCAUGGUCCUGAUAAGCUACGGGACGUACAUCAACAGCUGCUUUGAGUGGGAGUCUGCACAGAGGAGCAUCAUCUCCUUUGUGCUGUUUGUGGUGGUUGUGUGGAACUUUGAGCUCUACAUGUUGCCGCUGGCUCUGCUGCUGCUGCUCGUCUGGAACUACUUCUUCUCCUCGAGCAGAGACACAACAGACAUGUCCAUGGAGGCCAUGUUUGAAUGGGAAGAUGACGAAGAGGAUAAAGAGGACAAGGAGUCAGAGCACAAGGGCUUCAUAGAUAAACUGUACGCCAUCCAGGACGUGUUCAUCAGUGUUCAGAGCGCUCUGGAUGAGGUGGCGUCAUAUGGAGAGAGGAUAAAGAACACCGUUAACUGGACAGUGCCUUUUCUGAGCUGGUUGGCGAUCGCUGCCUUAUGUUUGGCCACAGUUCUUCUCUACCUCAUUCCUCUUCGAUACCUUGUGUUGGCAUGGGGUGUGAAUAAGUUUACCAAGAAGCUGCGUGAUCCGUACAUGAUCGACAACAACGAGCUUCUGGACUUCCUGUCCAGAGUUCCAUCUGAUGUUCAAGUGAUGCAUUACCGUGAGCUGAAGGUGGACCCCGGACAAAGUCCCAGCAAACGCCGGAGGACAAACCUGAGCUAGCCGCCGCUCAUCAUCGACCCUCUCUCCUGUAAACACUGUAAACUACGUUAUUUAUAUAUUUUCUGUAUCUUUGGAUUAUUAUGAAAAGUUGUAACAGUUGAGUUGUUUCUGUUUUGUUACUGUGGAAAAGUUUAUUUUCUAAAUCUUGUAAAGAAAAGCUGGUAAUGUUUUUUAAUCUGUUUUAAAACACUCCACACACACACACACACAGUGUGUGUGUACGUGGUGAUACUGUAUGUUAUGAAUGUGUAUAUCACACACAGUAUGCAUGUAUGAAGGUGUGCUGAUGUUGCAUGGAAUCCUUUUUUUAUUUCUUUAAACAUUUUUGUGCUGUUUUGAGCUCGAUGUGUUUGUCAGUGUCUGAUGUUACUUUACAGAUAAAGUUGCAUGUUUCCACUGUUACUCCAUGUACAACAGUAUUUAGACACACUCAGUAAAUUAUACCUCGUAUGAAACACGUCAGAUCCACGCUGCAGUUAGCAUGUCGAAUUUACGAACUGUUCCUUUAUGUGCUCGGUUAAAAAAAUAACAUCAACUGGAUUUCAGUCUGUAGGAAGCAGAUGCUGCCACGGCAACUCAAAGUGUUUACUCUUUAACAUAGUUUACUUUAAUAUUAUUUUGCAAUUAAAGGGAUAUUCCAUCUUUUUUUUUUACACAGAGUUCAGUUUAGGAGUAUCAGUCUAUCCCAUUCUCAUAAACACGAGAACGUUUGGCACAAACUUCCAUUUGAACUCAGCGAUAAACUAAUUAGAAUUUAGUGGUCAAAGGUCAAGGUCACUAUGACCUUGAAUGUGUCUCAUUUUUGUGAAUGGGAUAUCUCAAGAACACCUUGAAUUAAUUUCUUGAAAUUCGGCACAACCUACCACUUGAACUCAGCCAUAAACUGAUUAGAAUUAGGUGAUCAAAGGUCAUUAAGACCUAGCAUCCGUCUAAUAUUUGUUAACUGGAUAUCUGAAGAACACCUUGAAGGAAUUUCUUCAAAUCUGGCACAAACAUCCACUUAAACUCAGCGAUGAACUGAUCAGAAUUCAAUGGUUAAGGGUCAAAGUUACUUUGACUUUGUGUCUGUCUUACUCUCGUGAAUGCGAUAUCUCAAGAGGGUCUCUGGGGAAUUCCUCAAAUUUGGCACAAACAUCCACUUGUACUCAAUGAUGAACUGAUCAGAAUUUGGUGGUCAAAGGUCACUAUGACCUUGCAUCCGUCUAAUUUUUGUGAACAGGAUAUCUAAAGAGGGAAUUUUUUCUAUUUCGGCACACAUGUUCACUUGAACUUAACAAUGAACUGAUCAGAAUUUGGUGGUCAAGGGUCAAGGUCACUUUGACUAUACAGUACAGGCCAAAA